AUACUGUCCUUUACGUAUCGUCAGAAUGUAAGUGGAUCAGGAAAGGAGUUGGGAAAGGCAUACAUCAACUUUGCCAGGAACUCUAUGGACCAGAUCAGACAAAAAGUUAAUGAUGAGCUCUGGAUUCUCAACCUGUUUGAGACAAGGACUGGAGGAUAAUAUCUCGUGAGGAGGUUGGUCUCUGCAUAGUUCGGGUCAUUGAAGAAACUGCCGUGUGUUCUCUUGACGCGGCCAGGUCAGAUGGCUUCACCCUGCUCCACCUGGCUGCCCAGCAAGGCUACCCGAACAUGAUGCAUCGGCUUCUGUCCCUGAAGGUACGACAUUGUGCAGCGGUUCCUCGAGUACAGCCUGGUCCGCAAGGUGCAUUGCAAGGCGACAAACGGCGAAACACUCCUGCAAUUUUACACCGAACGGAACAACUUGGGGCAGUACGACAACGCAGUGGUGUGCGUGCUGGAGUGCGAGAAGCUCCUGCACUCAACCAAGCCUAGCGCGGAGAUGUGUCUUCGCGUGCAACUGGGAACGACAGAGGCCAGUUCGAAGGCCCGCGCUCAGCUGCAGGCCAUGUACGAGUCGACGAGAGCACAACGCCACUGCUGGAAUUUUUGGUUCUUUCUCUCUUGUUUUCUGCUUCCGUCGGUUUUUUACUACCUAGACGUGUACACCGACAUUCUGCUGGCGGUGGAGUACCAUCAAGAUUACCUGAAGAGCAUCAAUGACUCCGAUGUGGUGGGGACGAGGAACAUGACGAGUGCUAAUCAUUCCCUGUCCGAGGAGAUGGUGGUGCUGGUGGAUGGCGAGGAGGAGGUGGACUCAAAAUCGUACAACAGCUUCCCCCCCCACGGGCCUACCAAGACCUACCGGCACCACAUGAGGGACAUGGAGAUCAGAAAAUAUUAUGACCUUAAGCAUGUCGUGCAGAUGAGGGUCGCAAUCACCAACGUCAUGGAGGCCACACUCGAGUCGGCCUUUCAGUUAAUUCUGCAGCUGUAUAUCGUUGGGACGCAUUACACUGAGUUGGACCAGGUUAAGGACGUGACACUGGGCAGCAUCCUGUCUUUGUCACCACUGGGCCACAACACACAGCUCUCCAAACCGGUGUUCUCUGUCCUCAUCUCCCUUGUGUCCCUCACCUGGUCCUUCACAUCCUACCACAGGUUCUCCAAACUCGGAGGGCUGACUAUUUUAAAUGCACUGCCCCUCCUGUUCGCAAUAUUCUUCCAGCUGGUGUCCUGCGCCAUCGCCUGUACGGUGUUCACCCUGGCACACACGUGGAAGGUGUUUGUGGUGUUGGGUGUACACUUUGUGGUGGUGCUGGUGUUUAAACUCAAGCUGGAGGAGAGUUCAGUGUUGCCAGUACGCACACCGUUUUACUGUUGCCAGUGUUUUUUCAUGUACCUGCGUCCAUAUUUCUACGUUUUCCUUGGCACCAUUGCUUCUACGCUGGUGUACUUCAGGCCCUCGGCUGUCAAAAAGCAGAGGGCGCGUCGUCAUUCAACCGUAGUGAUACAGGUGUUGUUUUUAGUCCUAGCCUUCAUCGAGAACCUAGUGAUGCUUGCCUUGGGGAUCUGCUGGCUGGACGACAAACUUUCAUCAUACGACACUUUCAAAUACGACACUUUCAUCAUAAUUUCUGCUGUCCUGUGUGCCAUCAGCUACCUUACUGGCAUUAUACUACAUGCUGUGUACUAUAGCUGCUUCGGCCAUCCAUGGGUGGACAUCAACAGACCAUCAGUGCACCGGGACGCAGACGAGGGGACCCUGGUAUUAUCAUAUUACCAGCAAGGCAAGGGAAAGCUGGAAGAUGGCACAGAAUUCGACAGCAGUUACCCUCGAGGACAACCCCUGACCUUCACGCUGGGGUCAGGUCAGGUCAUCUGAGGCUGGGACCAGGGACUGAUUGGGAUGUGCGAGGGGGAGAAGAGGAAGCUUGUCAUCCCCUCGGACCUCGGCUAUGGAGCUUCAGGGGCGCCUCCAAAGAUACCUCCCCACGCCACGCUGGUCUUCCAGGUGGAACUUGUCAAGAUAGAGAGGAAAGAGGAGCUUUGAGGCUAAUCUAGGGUGCGUGCAGGUGUGUGCGGGUGUGUGUGGGUGUCUGGUGGAGUGUGUGUGUCUGUGUGUCUGUCUGUGUGUGAUUUUUCCUUUCUGUAGAGAUAAAUGGUAUCUGUGUGUGUUUGUGUGUGUCUGUGGAGUUUUAAGGGUGUCUAGAGAGUACUUAAAGGCUCCCUCACCCUUAACAAGUCUAGGGGUGUGUGUGUGUGUGUGUGUGUUUAUGGCUGGGAGAGGUCUUCAGUGUGUGUGUGUGUGUGUUUGUCUGUAAGGGUGACCAGCAUAGCAAGAGACUGCAAGGGUGUUGGAGAAUGGUCAGGAAAAAUUUUAAGGAUGUU
Messenger RNA from Scylla paramamosain (green mud crab), 2387 nucleotides. RefSeq lists its product as uncharacterized. The record is from RefSeq and is a predicted model, not a curated record. Gene Ontology annotation, cellular component: membrane. Lineage: Eukaryota; Metazoa; Arthropoda; Malacostraca; Decapoda; Portunidae. Gene Ontology annotation, molecular function: peptidyl-prolyl cis-trans isomerase activity.